ACAUGACUGGUGACCUACCAGAAUUUCGUCUGAACUUUAAUGAACACGGCAGAUAUUUGGACUUGUAUCUAACCUAGGAAAGGUAACCAUGGUGUCAUUGGGCGGCCCACCUAAAAAAAGAAAAUUGCGCCCAGGUGAAGAGUACUGGAUUCCACAGUUCUGUAAACAGAAAGGAAAUGAAUUCUUUUGUGAGGUUGAUGAUGACUUCAUUAGUGACGAAUUUAAUCUACAGGGACUCAGACAACGAGUUCGUCACUUCCAGCGUGCUUUAGACAUCAUUUUGGACUUAGAUGUUAUACGCCUUCCAAUGACUGAUGAUUCAGAACUCUCAGACAAUUCUGAAGAAGAGGAAAUUCUUGAGGAAGCUGCUGAGAGGUUGUAUGGUUUAAUCCAUGCAAGGUACAUUUUGACAAGAAAUGGAAUAGAUAAAAUGAUAGACAAAUGGCAGGACGGAGUUUUUGGCAGCUGUCCACGAGUCUACUGCAAGAAACAAUUUGUGCUUCCAAUAGGAAUUACCGAGAGCACUGAAAAGGAAAUAGUAAGAAUUUACUGUCCAAAAUGUGAAGAUGUUUACCGCAUAAGAUCCAGCCGCCACCGGUUUACAGAUGGCGCUUUUUUUGGAACGAGCUUCCCACAAAUGUUGUUAAUGUUUUACCCUGAGUACAGACCUAAACGUCCAUUCAAUCGGUUGGUACCAAGGUCAAAUGGUUUGAAGAUUCAUCCUUCAGCACAUAAUGGACAGGAUGAAGAAGCUGCAGAUUUAGAAAAGAAAAAGAGAAAUUCCCAUGGUAGUGAAAAACGCAGAAGAGAUAGUUACGCCGAAUUAAGUUCAAUUGAAAAGAAAGUUCUGAAGAAGUUUAGAAUGGAAAGGGCAAAAGAGGAAGUUCCAUAAAAGUGGAAAAAACAAAAGAGGAAUUCCAUAGAAGUUGAUAAAAGUGAACAUUGAUCAAUGGUUCAGUUAGGAUGAAAAAAACAAUGCAACAUUAUCUGACAUUCACCAGAUAGAAACAUCAUCAAGUCUUGAUGUAGUUUUCAGGGGCCGAGUCAUACAUUGUUGCAUACUAAUUAUUCCAACUUAAUCGAAGAUUCAGGGACUUAUAGUUUUUGGUCUGUCCAUUUGUUUGUAUGUUUGUCCAUAAAUACAUUAACCUUGGCCAUAACUUUUAAAAGGUUGGUGCUAUGGGUUUCAUAUCUCACAUGUGUAUCCUUUAUGUAAAUAUUUUUUUUCCUCCUGACCUUGACCUUGUAAGUUGACCUAUUUACAAAAAAAAAAAAAUUAGCCUUGGUCAUAACCUCUGAAUGAUUGGUGCAAGGGCUUUAAUAUUUCACUAGUGUAUUCCUUGUUAAAAAAAAAAAUUAAAAUUUAAGUACCAAUAUUUCUGACCUUCAUCUUUGAAUUUGACCUACUUUUGUAAAAUUUUAACCUUGGCCAUAACUUUAAACAGUUGGUGCUAGGGCUUUCAUAUUGCACAUAUAUAAGCCUUGUGACAAGACCUUUCUCUGGGUACCAACAUUUUUUAACCUUGACCUUUGAGCUUGACCUACUUUUGAAACAGCUGCUGUACAGGGUUAGGGCAUCAGUGUUUCACAAACACAUCUUGUUUUUUUUAAGCUAUUUUAUCUUUAUUUGUACAAUAUGAGUAUUAAAAUGAAUAAAUAGUCUUGAUUUUUUUCCCAUGUA
Molecule: messenger RNA, 1681 nt
Organism: Saccostrea echinata
Lineage: Eukaryota; Metazoa; Mollusca; Bivalvia; Ostreida; Ostreidae
Product: casein kinase II subunit beta-like
Exons: 8
Coding region: 89-892 (267 amino acids)
Cellular component (GO): cytoplasm; protein kinase CK2 complex
Molecular function (GO): protein kinase regulator activity
Source: RefSeq, a predicted model, not a curated record